Branchiostoma belcheri (Belcher's lancelet) is the source of this 1605-nucleotide messenger RNA. RefSeq names its product argininosuccinate lyase-like. Lineage: Eukaryota; Metazoa; Chordata; Leptocardii; Amphioxiformes; Branchiostomatidae. Gene Ontology annotation, molecular function: argininosuccinate lyase activity. Gene Ontology annotation, cellular component: cytosol. The record is from RefSeq and is a predicted model, not a curated record. The transcript has 15 exons. The coding region runs from base 166 to 1605 and encodes 479 amino acids.
GCUGGGUAAUAGCACUUCCAACAUGGCGGCGCCCGUCUGAAUGAAAGUUCGCUACCUGAUCACUUUCACUUUCCACGCUUCAAUCAAGCUACAGGUGGUUUGGACAUCCUUUGACCAAAGAGCAGACUCCUCCUUUUGUCCCUGUUGCCAGGAAACACAUUGAGAAUGAGUGAGGGUUCCAAGCUGUGGGGAGGGCGGUUCACCGGCGCGAACGACCCGGUGAUGGAGAAGUUCAACGCCUCGAUCGGCUUCGACCGGCGGAUGUGGGAGGCGGACAUCAAGGGCAGCCAGGCGUACGUCCGCGCACUCGGCAAGGUCGGGCUCGUCACCAAGGACGAAAUGGAGGAGAUCUACGAGGGACUGGGCAAGGUCGGUAUAGAGUGGCAGAACGGGACGUUUCAGAUCCAGCCGAGCGAUGAAGACAUCCACACUGCAAAUGAGCGCCGGCUCAAGGAGUUGAUUGGACCUGCUGCGGGCAAGCUUCACACCGGCCGCAGUCGUAACGACCAGUGCGCGACCGACAUGCGCAUCUGGCUGCGGGAGGCGCUGAGAACACUGAGGGGAUACCUGCUGGACUUCAUCCACGUCUUCCUGGAGAGGGCCAAAAGAGAGACUGACAUCAUUAUGCCAGGCUACACCCACCUGCAGAGGGCUCAGCCAAUCAGGUGGAGCCACUGGUUGCUAAGCCACGCCUGCGCCCUGCAGAGAGAUGCUCAGAGGCUGGAUGAGAUGGCAGUCAGGGUCAACGAACUCCCUCUGGGAAGUGGGGCUCUGGCAGGAAACCCCUUCAAUGUGGACAGACAGUUCCUGGCUAAGGAGCUUGGCUUUGGCGCUGUGAGUCUGAACAGUCUGGAUGCCACCAGUGGGAGAGACUUUGUUGUUGAGUUCUUGUUCUGGGCGUCUCUGACGGCGACCCACCUGAGUAAGUGGGCGGAGGAUCUCAUCAUCUACAGCAGCAAGGAGUUCAGCUUCAUCUCCCUGUCAGACGCCUACAGCACCGGCAGCAGCCUGAUGCCACAGAAGAAGAACCCGGACAGUCUGGAGCUGAUCAGGGGGAAGGCAGGCCGGGUGUUCGGGCAUUGCUCAGGUUUCAUGAUGACCUUGAAGGGUCUGCCCAGCACCUACAACAAGGACCUUCAGGAGGACAAGGAGGGGAUGUUCGACGCGUACGACACCAUGACGGGCGUGUUGCUUGUGGCAACGGGCGUGCUGUCCACCCUGGAGGUCAACAAGGUCGCGGCGAAGGCUGCGCUGAGCCCCGACAUGCUGGCCACCGACAUCGCCUACUACCUGGUCCGCAAGGGGAUCCCGUUCCGUGAGGCCCACGGCAUGUCUGGUGCAGCCGUCCACCUGGCGGAGACCAAGAAGUGCCAGCUGAGCGACCUGACCCUUGCCGACCUGCAGACCAUCAGCCCGAAGUUCACAGCUGAUGUGGAGAAGUUGUGGAACUAUGAGAACAGUGUGGAACAGUACACUGCUGCCGGGGGGACCAGUGGGGCGUCCGUCAUGCACCAGAUACAGACUCUCGACGAGUGGCUCGCGCACAUGAGAAACAAGUCACAUACCAUGAAGUCCAGACUGGAGAUGGACGUCACGCUGAACUAA